AUGCCGGCGACGACAUCCACCAUUCGUAAGGCUCCAAGCAUGCGGACCCUGAAGACGACGUUGCGGUCGUUGAUCAGCAUGUUUCAAGAUAUUUGUGGGUUUGUUGAUAAGUUGAGUGAAGUGACUAGUGCAAAUCAGGUAAUGGUGCGACUUGAGAAGCUCGACGAAUUAUGGGAGAAAGUGAACGACGUUCUCCUGGAAAUCGAGACCCAUAAAGAUUUCACGGAGGAGGAUGAGAGCUGCAUCAAGCAACGUUCGGAGUUCGGCAGCAAGUAUUAUGACAUGAAGUCGAUGCUUUUGGACAAGGUUAAAGACUUGGAGGAACCGCAGAAUCUAAGUCAAUCUACCCGUAGUCUGGACACAACACAGCAACCGACAAUUGAGCACGUGCGACUGCCGCAAAUCAAGCUGCAGACGUUCGACGGCAACAUAGACGAGUGGUUGAGCUUCCGUGACCUGUAUACGUCGCUCAUACACUGGAAAACGGACCUACCAGAUGUGGAAAAAUUCCAUUACCUGAAAGGGUGUCUAGCAGGUGAGGCGAAAGCUCUAGUUGAUCCACUAGCAAUCACGAGGGCGAACUAUCAGAUCGCUUGGGAUACCUUAAUCAGACGCUACAAUGACAGCAAACAGCUAAAGCGGAGACAAGUGCAGGCGUUAUUCAAACUUCCGAAGCUGGCUAAGGAGUCGGCUGUCGAGUUGCAGUCCCUGCUGGAAGGGUUUGAAAGAACAAUCCAAACGUUGGAUCAACUUGUUCAGCCUGCCGAGUAUAAAGACUUGCUGCUUCUGGAUAUUUUGUGUUCUCGUCUAGACCCGGCGACGAGAAGAAGUUGGGAGGAGUUUUCGUCGACGAAGGAAAAAGAUACCAUUAAGGAGCUGACUGAAUUCCUACAACGUAAGGUCAAGAUACUGGGAUCUCUACCAACAAAAACGUCCGAAUUGAGGUCGGAGACUCUGCAACCGAAGAAAAACCCACCGAAUCUCUAUUCCAGCUAUAGCACAGCUCAGUCAAUAAGUGGACACUGUGUAGCUUGCUCCGAAAACCAUCUCCUUUACCAAUGUCCGGCUUUCCAACGGAUGUCCAUAGCUGACCGAGACCAGAUUUUGCGGAAUAAUGCUCUCUGCAGGAAUUGCUUCAAGCGCGGACACCGAGCUAUAGAUUGUCCCUCCCGGUUUGUGUGUCGAAACUGCAAGGGAAAACACCACACCCUGGUUUGUUUUCGACCAACAUCAAACGAAGAUAGAGAUGAAUCUUCAGUUGCGCGAACUUCUGCCGCAGGCAGUAGUAUCCAAUCACCAGAAGAACCCCAAGAAUCAUCCAGCCUGGUAUCGUCUAAUGUCUCCGGCAACCGUAUGUCGUCGGUGCUCCUAGCAACUGCGAUUGUUCUAGUGGAAGAUGAGGACGGAAACCGUGUUCCAGCCAGAGCGCUCCUAGACUCCGGAUCAGAGUGCAACUUUAUGACGGAGAACUUGUCCCAGCAGUUGAAGGUUCAACGGCAGCGAUCGGAUAUUUCGGUGUUUGGAAUCGGGCAAGCCAGCAUGAAGGUGAAGCAGAAGGUCAUAGUUACAAUCACAUCGAGAGUUUCAGGGUUCUCUCGGAGGAUGGAAUUCCUGUUAUUGCCCAAGGUGACAGCAAAUCUUCCAAUAGUCAACGUGGAUAUGGCAGGAUGGGAGGUCCCAGCUGGUGUGGAAUUGGCAGACCCAGCAUUUUUCACAUCCAAGACUAUCGAUCUGGUACUCGGAAUUCAACAUUUUUUCGCAUUCUUCAACACCGGAAAUCAAGUCCUACUUGGAGGUGGUCUCCCCUCUCUAAACGAAUCAGUGUUUGGUUGGGUUGUAUCUGGAUGCAUAGACAAACCAAACAACAAUCAUCACAUAACAUGUAAUAUGGCAAUUGGUUUGGAAGAGCUGCUGACCCGUUUUUGGUCUUGCGAGGAGAUUGGGUUCUCCAAUAAUUAUUCUCCGGAUGAAGCACGCUGUGAGGAGCAGUACGUUCAAUCGGUACAAAGGGGUUCGGAUGGUCGAUACACAGUCGCUCUCCCUAAGGAUGAAACCGUAUUUGGAAGGCUGGGCGAGUCAAGGGGCAUCGCUUAUCGGCGGUUUCUAAGCCUCGAACGUAGAUUGCAGAAGGAUUCAGAUCUACGUGACCAAUAUCACCAAUUCAUGGAGGAAUACCUAGAACUAGGCCAUAUGCGGAAGGUGGUUCCGAAUGAGCACAACCAUGUUCGUUGCUACCUACCCCAUCAUCCUGUGGUCAAAGAAGAAAGCACCACAACGAAGGUACGAGUGGUGUUUGACGCGUCGUGUAAAACAUCUACAGGGACGUCACUCAAUGAUACGUUGUUGGCCGGACCGGUCAUACAGGACGAUCUCCGGUCCAUAAUUUUACGAAGCCGAACGAGACAGAUCAUGGUGAUUGCAGACGUCGAAAAGAUGUUCCGGCAAAUCGGGAUUAGUGAGGAAGACGCGCCGCUUCAAAGUAUCCUUUGGCGAACGGAUCCCAAUGCAGAAGUCUCAACGUACGAAUUAACAACGGUCACGUACGGCACGAAGCCAGCUCCAUUCCUUGCUACCAGGACACUGAAGCAGCUUGCUAUGGAUGAGCAAGUUAAUUACCCAACAGCAGCGCAAACUGCAACGGAAGACGUCUACAUGGAUGACGUUUUAGGUGGAGCGGACGAUCCAGAAGCAGCUUUGGAGCUGCGCACCCAAUUGGAUGAGAUGACGCAAAAGGGCGGAUUUCGGCUCAGGAAAUGGGCUUCCAACUGCCCUCUGGUAUUGCGGGGCAUACCAGAGAACGAUUUGGCAAUCAUUGUCUCAGUGGCAAGUAGUGCAGAAGAAGUUGCAAGAAUUCUGGAAAAGAUGGCGAAUGGAGUAUUUGUCACAACUACAAGGCAGGACGAAGCGUUGGCGUCCAGCAAUUCCAAUAACGGUUGGCCAGCUAGUCGUGAUUCGGGACGAUAA
This is a messenger RNA of Aedes albopictus (Asian tiger mosquito), 2964 nucleotides long. RefSeq lists its product as uncharacterized. The record is from RefSeq and is a predicted model, not a curated record. The coding region runs from base 1 to 2964 and encodes 987 amino acids. Lineage: Eukaryota; Metazoa; Arthropoda; Insecta; Diptera; Culicidae. The transcript has 2 exons. Gene Ontology annotation, molecular function: nucleic acid binding; zinc ion binding.